Messenger RNA from Gadus morhua (Atlantic cod), 1426 nucleotides. It is a transcript of the gene pdcd2l, whose product is annotated as programmed cell death 2-like. The coding region runs from base 109 to 1239 and encodes 376 amino acids. The transcript has a single exon. Gene Ontology annotation, biological process: apoptotic process. The record is from RefSeq and is a predicted model, not a curated record. NCBI's taxonomy places the organism in Eukaryota, Metazoa, Chordata, Actinopteri, Gadiformes, Gadidae. Gene Ontology annotation, cellular component: cytoplasm.
UCAAGUUUAGCAUAUUGGUCAACGCUAUUCAUAUAUUCUGACCUAGUGUCUGACUACCCGGUCAUAUUUUUUUCAGGCACCGAUGACGUCCUUCCGCCGACCCAAAGCAUGGCGGCGGCCGACCAGGAGGUGGUUCUGCUCGGCCUGUGUGACGGAGCAGCGGACCCGAAGGAACACACUUCGUCAUGUCUGAACAGCAAGAUCGGGGACCAGCCGGACGUGUUCCCCGGAGGGUCGCGGCCAAGCACGGACUGCCCUCUCUGCGGGGUGCCGCUGGUCCACGUUGUCCAGGUGUACUGUCCGCUGGAGGGAUCCCCCUACCACAGGACCCUGCACCUGUUCGCCUGCACCCGGCCCGCCUGUAGCGGCAGACCCCGGGCCUGGAGGGUCCUCCGCUCACAGGCCUUAGAGACGGAGGUCCUACCCACCGGCCCGGUCCCGGACCCACCGGUGCCUCUGGCUGCGGCGACGGACUGGUGUGACGCCGCCGACGACUGGGGCAUGGAGGACGACAUCGGUGACGUUCCGACCAACGAACUCCCGCCUCAGGUGGUGGAGAAGCCUCCUGCUGAGCAGCCGGUUCUUCUGGUUCCCCCGGAGGCGGAGGUUCACCAGGUCCCCUCGGAGGUGGAAGUCAGCGCUGGGCUGCAACAGCUCUCCCUGCGGGGCGACGCGGCGCUGCUCCGAGGCUUCUACAUCAGCGUGGUGGAGGAGUCGGAGCUCCGCGGCGGGGAGGCUGGCCUAGAGCACGCCCAGCGGCUGCUCCGGGAGUACGAGGAGCGGGAGGGGACCUCCGUGGGGACGGCCCUGGAGGGCGAGGAGAACACCUCCGGCGGAGAAAAGUACGAAAAGAGCCGAGCCCGCCACGGAGACGCGGCAUUCAGCCGAUUCAUGAAGCGGGUGUCGCUGUGUCCGGAGCAGGUCCUCCGGUACAGCUGGGGCGGGGAGCCGCUCUUCAUCUCAGACCUGCCCUCCAACUGGGCACAGAUGGUACCGGUGUGCGAUAGCUGUGGCACCCGCAGGACCUUUGAGCUCCAGCUGAUGCCGGCUCUGGUCAGCCUUCUGCGGCCAGCGGGACCGACCCCGGACCCCGGAGUACCGACCCCGGAUUCCGCGCCGCUGGAGUUUGGGACGGUGCUGGUGUUCACCUGCGGGGGCAGCUGCUGGACGACUGGCUCCUCACCGCGGGAGGAGUUCGUCUUCCUUCAGGACGACCCGGAUCAGCAGCUGUUCAUCUGAUUAUGGUGCUUCUACCGUUCACUUGUUGCUGCUGGGCCAAUAGGAGGGCUUGUUGUAAAGUCCUCUUGAUGGAAGGGGAUGCUGCUGUUUGCUCAGGGAAGACUGAAGCUAGUGUCAACAGAAGGCCCGGGUUUAUCGGUCUAGGCACGUGAAUGUGGAGUUUUCUAAUAAACAAAUGUAUUCAUCA